Messenger RNA from Tigriopus californicus, 2596 nucleotides. Its product is annotated as carbohydrate sulfotransferase 1-like. NCBI's taxonomy places the organism in Eukaryota, Metazoa, Arthropoda, Copepoda, Harpacticoida, Harpacticidae. Gene Ontology annotation, biological process: N-acetylglucosamine metabolic process; sulfur compound metabolic process. The coding region runs from base 636 to 2312 and encodes 558 amino acids. The record is from RefSeq and is a predicted model, not a curated record. The transcript is spliced from 4 exons. Gene Ontology annotation, molecular function: N-acetylglucosamine 6-O-sulfotransferase activity.
UCCUGGAAGUUUUUGGACGCUCACGAGCAAAUUCCCUUCUUUGAGACAUCGGUCUAACUGCGGAAGUGCGUGCUCUAAACCUCGCUUCUCUGUGACAUGGCUGAUGGAGCAACGCUUCGAGCCCUCUCUCUCUCAUCGUGUUCGCAUCUUUCACCUUGGAACCCAGAAGAGGGAGGGUGCGGAGUGUCUCAAGACAUCGCAUUUACGCCAGAAGGAUCUCUUGAGAUCUCUCAAAAUAUAUGAAUAUAUAUAUAUACUCUGUGAGACAGUGAAACUAUCCGCCAGCCAAAGAAAAGCACACACCAUAACAACAAACAAAUCAAAUAUGACAUGGUCGUCCUCCCUUGAGAAGAAGUUGCCAAUGGACGACUACCAACGAUGGGCUUGAUCUUCGGAAGUCGAAUUCCAGCUCGACAGGAGGUUGCUAAUUGGAAGCCUCCAUUCUAAAGUUAAUCUGCCGAAUCCAACACAAACCAAAAAGGAUCGAAUGACAUAAGUUAGAUAAAAACGGGCAAAUAAAUCGAGCCUUGAACCCACCGACAAGUGUUAAUCGAUUUGUGGGUUUCAUCCCGACCACGAGAGAUACAUUUCUUUGUUUGUUUCAAGAGGAAACCCGACGGAAACCCCACUCAUCGAUGAAGAUGCCAAGAAAAACAUUCGUGGUCCUAGUGAUCCUCUCGGCAGGGUUGCUAUCACUUAUGAUGGGAUUCAUCAACAAUUUAAGUUCUCCACCAAUAGCGUUGAAUCGACCAAUGCCACUGGUAUCGAUGGAUGAAUAUAUUCGAGGACCGAGUCGAGCCUUGCAAGAUAAGCAAUUCCUGGGGCCAUCAUCAGUGAGGUUUUCCGAGACUACUGAGAAGUACCCUAAGGAGAAUACCGACCACGUUCAAGCGCAGACAACGAAGCAAACUCAAUUCAAACCCUUCAAACCAGCCCGAAAAGAGGACGAUGAGAUUAGUGAAAUCCUUCACAUGACAGAUAUUCAGAAAACAGGCAAGAGUGUUCAAGCUCGUUUAAGAGCCCGCAAGAGAUUCAUGGCUCUGAACCGAAUCCCAAUGAUGAAGCCUAAGCCCAAACCACAGCUAUCCUUGUUUGGAUUCAACUCUCUCCAACUCAAUGGGUUGGACAACCCACUGUUUUUUGGGGCUCAACACGUUAAAGCACGCCUCGAUCGUGAGAUCAAGAAGGGGGAAGAUGCCUCCAAGUACUUGGCAGUUGCAAGUAAAGAGCCUCCAAACUUCAAUGUUACCAAUGCUGCAUUGAUUGAAACAACUAAAGGAAAUGAUGCUGUGUACCACGUGGGUGACAAGAUCCCACCGGAAAAUGCUCGUCAGAUUCUGAUCGCCACCACUUGGCGAAGUGGGUCCUCCUUUACGGGAGAUAUUUUUCGGCAUUACCCGGGCACUUACUACUCCUUUGAGCCUCUGCAUUACACUUUCCAACAUGCUUCCAACCUGGAAGACUACGAACCUGCAAUACGCUUAUUGAAAUCAUUGUUCAAGUGCCAGUAUGAUAGCACUAAUCUAGGGUAUUUGAAGCACGUUUCUCUGGGAAAAAACCACUUCCUCUUUGACGAAAACUUUCGCGUGUGGCAAGUCUGCCAACGACUUCUUCCAGGCAAGGCUGCAUGCUUCAUGCCCAGACUGUACCAAGCAGUCUGUCCCCUUUUCCCCAUUCGGUUAAUUAAAACUGUUCGAUUGAGGGUGGAGUACACCGCCGAACUAUUGGCUGAUCCGGAACUGCCCAACUUGAAAGUGAUAGUCUUGAUCCGCGAUCCACGGGGCACCAUGAACUCGCGAUCCUCCAUGGAUUGGUGUUUGAAGGACCAUUGUGCUAAUGUGACUAAAGUUUGUGAUGAUCUAGAUCGAGACCUGGCUUCGGCUUACGAUCUCCGUGAUAAAUACCCUGGUCGUGUCUAUUUGAUUCGAUACGAAGAUUUGAGUGUGGACCCAUACGAGAACGUGGACAAGAUAUUUGAGUUCUUGGAUUUACCGCAAAAUUCCGUGGUGGACAACUUUAUCAAAACUCAUACCAAAACUAGUCGGAUUGCCAAGGUCAUGCCAAAGGGACAGUCCGGAAGCAAAAUCAGUGUUAAUCCCUAUGGCACUUAUCGCGAUUCCAAGACCACAGCCUUUGCGUGGCGGAAGAAGAUGGAUAUCAAUUACAUCCAUCACAUUCAAACCAAUUGCAAAGCUCCCAUGGAUAAAGCGGGCUACCACUUGAUAGAGACAAGUGAACAAAGGGAUGAUCCUGACUUUCCGGUCAUUUCCAAGACUGCCGAAGAGGUUUGGCCUUGGGAAAAGCGUCAAUGAAGUGUGACAUUGGCAAUCGCAAUACUUUGGUUUUUUUUAGCUCUCUUUGGUUGAUUGCUGAUGAGCUGAGUUAGAGAUAAAAUCCAUGCACCACUUUGUGAUCAAUCAGACAUUAGCUCUGAAUAUGAGUAUAUUUUUUGACAUGCAACCGUGAUGCAAUCGUUCAGACCUCGGCCAUGAAAACUGAACUGAUCGACAUCCAGACAUUGUUUUUUUCUAUUGUUUUUUGUUAAACGAGAUUUGCAACGUUCAUGAGAAAUACACUAUUACACGUGGUAUCUAAA